AUGACCAUAGCGGAAUUCUUGAACGGAGAAGAGGGUGGAGUGGAGAUGUUGGUGGGGGAGAGGAAGCGGAGAGCCAUUAGGGAUCCAGAAGGGUGGGGGAUCGAUGAGGCAAGGGAGGAGUUAAGGAAGAAACUAGCGGAUGGAGGAGGAGGAGAAGAGGCAAGGGGGUCAAGGUUUGUGAGGGGAAAGGCGAGGAUCUCGUCCCUCCCCACCUCCUACAACGUGGUGGAUCAACUCAAGCUCACACCCGUGAGUGCGAGUGUGUGGAACUACAUCAAGGACAGCGAUAAGGAUAGAAAGGAGUUGUUGGAGGCUUUAAAGAAGGGGGAUGAGGAGAACGAGGAGGGGGCAGCUGCUAUGCAAGGGGUGGCAAAGGUAGUGGCAGCCGCACCGGUGGAGGCUAAGGGGAAGGAGAAGGAGGCACCUAGAGCUAGUAACCUGUUUUUUCAGAUCCCACAGUGUGAUGUGUAUCUCGGGAAGCAUCGGGUGACCGCGAUAGUUGAUUCGGGAGCCUCUCAAACCGCCCUCUCCCACGUGAUAGCUAGAAAGCUCGGGCUACUACCGUACAUCCAGGAUACCACCAUAGAGUUCACCACCUCUAGCGGGGAGACUUCGAAGCCGUGGGGAGUUUUGCCGGACGUGCUGGUUAGAGUAGGGAAGCUGACUCUGCCGGUGGACAUUGCAGUGACGGGAGCGAACACAUACGAUAUGCUCCUAGGGCAGGAUUGGAUCUACUCGGCCAACGCGGAUAUCUUGACUAGUAAGGGGAAGAUAGUUUACCAAGUUAACACCACGGAGACCGACUCGGUCCCCAUCACCACAGGACCAUUGGGUGGUGGUGGCCGCCCCUCCUAUGUGCUCCUCCCCUCCCAUACAACCCACAGGAACAUCAACGAGGAGGAUGAGGAGCGCAUCAAGGAAUGGAUGGAGGAGCAGGACUUCCUCAAGUGGACGGAGGAGAGGAGGGUAGCCAUGGCAGAGGAGGAAGGGGGAAUGGAGUUGAACGCGGAGGAAGAGGAUGAGUACUACCUAUGGCUAAGGGAGCAAGAUGAGGAAGGGGAUAAGGAGGAGGCAUCGAGUGAGGAGGAAGAAGAGGAGGAGAAGGAGCUUAAGGUGGUGGAUGGAGAAGAGGAGGCUUGGGGAUAUGACUUUGGGAGCCCAACGGCGGAGGAGGUAGGGGCUUGGGAGAGUGCAGGCUUGGGGAUCGAUUGGGACAAGGAGUAUGAUGAGAUGGUGGAGAAGUAUGUGGGAGAGGUGAACGAGGCCAAGUGGGAGGGAGAUUCCAUGGUGGACGGAGAGGAGUAUUUGGAUUACGAGUGGGAAGAAGGGGAGCUGGUUUAUGAUAAGAGGAGGAAGCCGAUAAGCACGGACCAUUUCUUCGAGAUGUACAGCUACCCGGCAGCAGAGAAAUGGAAUUACGUGGCAGUCGAGAGUGGGGACGAGGGGAGGAUCAUCCUAGGUAGUUACUACACCCUCAAAAAGGAGGUGCCUAGGGUAGCUUGCCCCGCGUUCGAAGACUUACCCGUUUCACUAAACCACGAGCUAGAUAAGCAGCAGCAGAAAGAGGUGCGGACGCUUUUGGUGGAGUAUAAGGAGGUCUUUUCCACGGAGAAGGAGACGCUAGGAACCCAUCCCACCAUUCGCCACCACAUUGCCACCGGGAGUGCCAAGCCGAUAGCCCACAAGCCCUACCCCAUCCCCAUGUACAUAUCCCUCUUUCCCAACAACCAGGAGGAUGAUGAGGAAGAGAGUAGUGAGUCGGUGACCAAGGGGGAGAUGGAGAAGGGUGACGAGGAAGAGGAGAGUACGGAGGAGAAUGGAGGAGAAGAGGAGGAGAGCUUUGAAGAGGGGCAGCGGCCGGAUGAGGGAAUAGAGGAGGAGCAACUGCUAGAGGAGAUAGGGCAGCCUAAGAAGAAGGCAAAGGUGGAAGGAGAGGAAGGCGAGGAGGAGACCCCUAGUAAGAAUCUCGCGUCCGAGACCGCCCUCGAUAUAUGGGACGACACCAACACGUUGUUCUUCUUGGAGAAGGGAGUGGUUGAUCCGGCAUUGAGCACGGUGGAGAAGAGGAGGGUGAGAGCAAGGGGAAAGAACUUUGAGUGGAGGGAUGGGAGGCUGCUGAAGAAGAUCAAAGGGGAGUUGAAGCCGGUACCACGGAAGGAGGAGAGGAGGGACAUCAUAGCAUUUCUUCAUGGGUUGGGGCAUUUGGGGGUGCCAAGGACCACGGACUUGGUGAAGAAGCAGUAUGAUUGGUAUGGAGUGGGGAGUGAUGUGACGGCAUUUGUGAAAGGGUGUGCCACGUGUGUGUUCCAAAAGGGAUCUUGGACGGCGAAGGGAGAGUUGCAGCCGGUACAGGUCACGAAGCCGUGGGAGAGGGUAGUGAUAGACUUCAUCGGGCAUCUCCACACAACGGCAAAGGGAGGGAACAAGUAUGUUAUCUCGGCCAUGGAUCACUUCACCAAGUGGCCGGAGUGUAAGCCGGUGAGGAGUGCGGAUGCGGCAACAGCAGCGGCAUUUGUAGCAGAGAAGAUUAUCUCCAACCAUGGCUGCCCAUUGGACGAAGUCAAAACGGCGAGGAGAGACAACGAGGAAUACUUGAAGGCAGGUCGUGACGAGGAGCCGCAGCAGAGAGAUGUGCGUUUCUACGUUCAAAAGGCGUGGAGUGCGUUUGUGUCUGCUCUUGAGGCUGAUGACGUGGCGUCGGCCUCGUCUAUCCUGUUCGGUCCCGACGCCGUGACGCUCAUGGCUCCUGGUUCUGACAGCAUCACUCUUGCGACGGAGCUACAGAAAACGAACCUGCUUAAGGCAAGCCCCCUAUAG
Messenger RNA from Closterium sp. Naga37s-1, 2817 nucleotides. The record is from the annotation of a GenBank genome assembly. Lineage: Eukaryota; Viridiplantae; Streptophyta; Zygnematophyceae; Desmidiales; Closteriaceae.